GAAAUGACCUUGAAUCCGCCCUGACAAUCGCUGACGCCACAUUUACUUGGCUUUCCCCAUCAACAACUCGCUUUCUGACUCUCAGCUUCCUUCUCUCUCUCCUCUCUUCAACCUGGCUUCCCAAAACCAUUCACGAUUGAGGAGCCGAUCGAGAAUCCGAACCCGACGCGAGCGUAGGAAGAAACAGAAAGCUAUUUUGUUUGCCAACUUUGUGAUUCCGUUGGCUAGUAUUCUUACGACGGUUGCUACGAGGAUCGUUGAUAUGGCGGGCCAGUCUUCGAAGGCGAAGCAGGUCGACGAUGGGGAACGAGCACCUUUGUUAGGUGGGAGGAGCCUUGAGGAAAAUGGGAAGACUCCUAGAGGGGAUCGAAAUGAUACAGAAGCCGCAGUGCCGUUGAAAGCCGCGAGGUGGCUGGCGAGACAUGCCGUUAUUGUGUUCAUGAGCUUGUUGUUACUGGCCGUGAUCAUUGUGCUGUGCCUUUUCUUUGGCAGUAAGUGAAUCCGUUUCUUUCUGUAUUCUCUGCCAGUUUUGAGUAGAAUCAUAGCUAAUUCGUUGAUAGCCUACAAGCAUAACAAGAAAACAAAUACCCAAGCUGCGGUCUGCAUGACGCCUGCUUGUGUUCAUGCAUCCUCGGAAAUCCUAUAUAAUCUCUCGCCCAAAUAUAAAGAGAUUGAUCCAUGUACCGAUUUCGAGGAGAUGGUUUGUGGUGGAUGGGGGGAUAGACAUGAUUUGAGACCGGAUCAGGGAGAUGCGUUUACCGGCACCAUUAUGAGCGAGAACAGUCAGAUGCUGCUGAGACAUAUUUUGGAAGCUCCGUUUCCAGAAAAGUCCGAGGUAGAUUGUGUUGAAUUCUUGCAAGAAUAUAUGUGGUUUUCUAACUUGCUAUACAGCACUCUAGUUUCUCUCCGGCACAGCUCAUGGCCACCGCUUCUUCGAUCGAUCAACAGAACUUUAAUAAACUUCGAGAUGCAUAUGAUGCUUGUAUGGACGAGGAAACAAUCAAGAAAGUGGGCAUCAAACCACUCAUGGAACUCCUCCAAGAUGUAGCAGAAAUGUACCCAGUCCACUCCAAGUCUACUACCGAAGAUAGCAAAGGGCUUUCGGAUACCAUCCGUUUCCUGGCUAAACUGGGAGUCUCUUCUCUCGUAUCAUUGGGGGCAGGGGCCGAUGACAAAGAUCCAGACACUGUCGUAGUUGUUGCCUCACCGCCAUGGCGAAUUGGUCUCCCAGCCAAGGAUUAUUACACCGAUGAGUCUGUGCUAAAGAAAUAUGAGGAUACACUUGCUACAACUAUUCAGAAGUUUCAUCCGGAACUUCAGUACGUAUAUAAAUGGGGAUUUAGCGUGCCUUGGGUCUGGCUAACCGUGCGUGGUAGAAUCGUCAAGGGGGCUGGUGCUCAGAGCUAUGCUCAUGAUGUUGUGGAGUUUGAGAAGAAACUCGCCGCCGCUUCUCCGGACGAAGAGGAUCGGAACGAUGUUACUGUAAGUUCCGCGCCAUAUGUUACCCUGUUAGGCCACGGAUGCUGAUCUUGAAUUCAGCAAUAUUACAAUCCAAUGUCUCUCAAGGAUGCAGAUAAACUUGCUCCUCAAAUACGCCUCAAGGAAAUUAUCGAAAGUCUCCAACCAUCUGAUGUUAAGACUGAACGCAUUAUCGUGUCAUCUCCCAGUUAUAUGACGAACUUGACGAGUAUUAUUUCGGGGACUUCAAGAGAGAUUUUACAAGGUUACUUCAUUUGGAAGCUCAUCCAGUCUUUUGCUUCAGUUGUGGAGGCCGAUGAGCUCAAAGCUUAUUCGAGGUUUCAAAAUGAGCUUCAGGGCAAGGUAAGAGUCGAUUGAUUGUGUACCAAACCUGGUCUGCUAACACCUAUUAGGAUCCAGAUUCUGCGCCUGAGCGUUGGAGAACUUGCGUGGGUCAUGUUGAUGACGGCCUUGGUUGGAUCUUGAGUCGAUUUUUUGUUGAAAAGGCAUUUUCUGAAAAGGCCAAAGAACUUGGUGACCAGAUCGUAUCUGACAUUAAGGAUAUGUUUAUUGAGAAGCUUAAGGUUACGACUUGGAUGGAUAACAGUGUUGUUGAUUUGGCAAUUGAGAAAGUGCACAAGAUUGUUCAAAAAAUCGGCUAUCCAACCAAAGUACGUCAGGGUAUUUCCCCCAAUGAGUUCAGUGUUAACAAUCCACAGAGUCCGAAUAUCAUGGAUCCUCCAAGUCUUCAGGACUAUUACACUUCUAUCAACAUCAGUCCCUCCGCCUUUUUCGAAAAUACCCUAUCAAUGAGUCGUUUCGGCAUAGCACGUGAAUGGUCGAGUCUCGGCAAACCCGUCGACCGCAAUGAAUGGGGAAUGACAGGUGAAUAAAUUCUGAAUAUUCACUCGAGAUGUAAAUGCUGACUCUGAGUUCCCAUUAGUCCCUACAGUCAAUGCAUACUAUAAUCCUCCCGGGAACGAAAUCGUUUUCCCCGCAGGCAUUAUGCAGUUUCCCGUCUUCGACGUCAAUGUCCCUCAAUAUUUGAGCUACGGAGCUUUCGGUUCGGUCUCCGGCCACGAACUCUCCCAUGCGUUUGACUCCACAGGACGCCACUACGACCAAAAUGGAAACUAUACAGACUGGUGGACUCCCGGCACCGUCUCCGCCUUCAAAGAACGCGCCGAAUGUUUUGUCAAUCAGUACUCGGAGUUCACAGUCCCAGGAUUGGACGAUAAACCACUACAUGUCAAUGGUAGACUUACGCUAGGUGAGAAUAUCGCUGAUGCGGGGGGUAUCACGGCAGCGUUUGCGGCGUGGAAGAAGAGAGAGAAGGAGGUUGCCAAUGAAAACCUUCCUGGGCUGGAACACUUUACCCAGGAACAGCUGUUCUUUGUGGGUUAUGCGGGGUGGUGGUGUGGGAAGAGUCGCAAGGAGACGGCGGUGCAGAGAAUCUAUACGGAUCCCCAUGCACCGAAGUGGGCGAGGAUUUUGGGGACUAUGGCGAAUAGUCGGGAUUUCAAGGAGAGUUUCAAGUGUGAGAAGAAGGAGCCUGUUUGUGAGAUUUGGUAGGUGGGUGAAGUGGGUGGCUGUAAUCUGGGGUUUGAAAUUUGAGGCUUAAAGUGGUGGAAGGGAGGGAAGGAGUGAGGUGGCGGUGGAUAUGUUAUAAGCCGUGGGUGGAUGUCAUACGGAGGAACAAGGGGAACUACUUGAAUAUCUUUAUUCACUGGGGGUGCAUUGGGCGGGUGUAUUAUCGGCUACCACAGCAUUUCUUAUUCACUUUGGGGGCGGAUUAAUUUGCAUAGGUUACUUUGGGAUACUGGGUUUUAGCAUAAAUAAAUUGAAAGAUUAUUCUCCUUAUUUUUGGAUGGAU
Molecule: messenger RNA, 3331 nt
Organism: Hymenoscyphus albidus
Lineage: Eukaryota; Fungi; Ascomycota; Leotiomycetes; Helotiales; Helotiaceae
Source: the annotation of a GenBank genome assembly